ACAGGUCAACAAACAUGAAUUUUUAUCAAGUAGAAUCCAAACAAGAGACACAACAGUGUGUCCCUGGUCUGUUGAGCUGUAAAGAUCUUGGCCUGCCCACUGUGCUUGACCAGUACUUAAAGGUAUCAGAGCGUAUCUGUCAAAUUGAAGCAUCCCAAAAAGAUCUCACAGAAGAAGUCAAGUCUCUAAAGCAACAAAAGGAAUGCCUUAAGGAGCGGAUUGACGAAUGUCUAAAAAAAGCUACUGAUCAAGAAGAACUUAAAGAAUUGAUAGCUCAAAUGUUGGGUCGCCUAGAGGCUCAUGAGAAAAAUGCUGCAACACUCAAUGCUGAAAACCGUAUCUGCAAUCUUGAAAAAACUGUUGCAGAACAGGGCAAACUCAUUGAAAAGUUAAAUUCUGAGCUCCAGAUCCAAAGCAAUGAACAAUCUACAGCCAUGUCUGAUCCACCAAUAAUUGACUCAGGAAUCGAGAGUAGUGCCACCAUCAAAAGUAAAAAGUCUAAGCCAAAAGAUAAACCAAAAACACAAAUGCUCUACUUCCCACGUUAUUAAUAGUAUAAUCAUUAGAUCUAUUAUCAUGAGUGAAAAUAGUGAUUCUAAGUUCUUUUUAUUCUACAUAAUAGGAGCUAA
Molecule: messenger RNA, 629 nt
Organism: Amphimedon queenslandica
Lineage: Eukaryota; Metazoa; Porifera; Demospongiae; Haplosclerida; Niphatidae
Exons: 2
Coding region: 15-551 (178 amino acids)
Source: RefSeq, a predicted model, not a curated record